Molecule: messenger RNA, 4609 nt
Organism: Clupea harengus (Atlantic herring)
Lineage: Eukaryota; Metazoa; Chordata; Actinopteri; Clupeiformes; Clupeidae
Gene: kctd8
Product: potassium channel tetramerization domain containing 8
Biological process (GO): regulation of G protein-coupled receptor signaling pathway; protein homooligomerization
Cellular component (GO): signaling receptor complex
Molecular function (GO): protein binding
Source: RefSeq, a predicted model, not a curated record
CUCUCUCCCUCCCUCUCUCUCUCUCUCUCUGCCUUUCACUCCUCUGCGCUCUUCAUUACUGGAGUGACGGUGGCCAGGGGAGCUUGUCAGCCCUCUUUCUCUCUUCUCUCUUUCACUCCCCAUUUCUUUCUUCCUCUGCCUCUCUCUUCAGCACCGGCAGAGAUGUAGUCUCCUCUCCUUCCCCCCAAACUUCAGCACACUUUCUGACUUUCAGCGGCUGGGUGACCUUUUGUGCUCCUUUCUUCUUGCCUUUUUUUUCACCCUAAAAAAAAACUCUGUCAUCUAAUCUAUGGAUCUUUUACAUUCUUUUUUUUGAGAUUUUGCUCUUAUUUUUUCAUUUACAUUUUUUUUUUUUAUGGGGUUGGCCUGACCUCUCUGUUUCCCCCCUCUCUUCUCCAUCCCCAUCAGCCUGUGAGGACCAUGGCUAUGAAGGAGACCAUCCUGCCCAUCAGCGAGGUGUCCAUGCCAUGCCCGUACCCGGAGGUGCUGGAGCUGAACGUGGGCGGCCAGGUGUACGUGACCAAGCGCUCCACCCUGGUCAGCGUGCCCGACACCACGCUGCACGCCAUGUUCACGCGCUGCGUGCCGCGCGAGCUCCCGCGUGACUCCCGCGGCCGCUUCUUCAUCGACCGCGACGGCUUCCUCUUCCGCUACAUCCUGGACUUCCUGCGGGACCGGCAGCUGGUGCUGCCCGAGCACUUCCCCGAGCGCGAGCGGCUGCAGCGCGAGGCCGAGCACUUCCAGCUGGCCGAGCUCCUGCGCCUCCUGGGUCCGCGCGUCUCCAAGCAGGGCUCCAUGAACGACGAGGGCUGCCAGAGCGACAUCGAGGAGAGCUCGCAGAGCAGCGAGCAACCCGGCCGCACCGCCCUCUCCGCGGUCUCCGCCAACUCGGUGGUGGCCGUUGGCUCCGCCCCGGACAAGAGGUCGGGGUUCAUCACCAUCGGCUACCGGGGCUCCUACACCAUGGUGCGGGACAACCAGGCCGACGCCAAGUUCCGGCGCGUGGCGCGCAUCAUGGUGUGCGGGCGCAUCGCCCUGGCCAAGGAGGUGUUCGGGGACACCCUGAACGAGAGCCGGGACCCCGACCGCCCGCCGGAGAAGUACACGUCGCGCUUCUACCUGAAGUUCACCUACCUGGAGCAGGCCUUCGACCGCCUCUCCGAGUCCGGCUUCCAAAUGGUGGCGUGCAACUCCACCGGGACGGCGGCCUUCAUCAACCAGUACAGGGACGAUAAGAUCUGGAGCAGCUACACCGAGUAUAUCUUCUUCAGGCCCUCCGUGAAGUCCGUCUCGCUGAAACAGGACAGCGAGGAGCUCAAGCCUGAGAAGAUGCCAGACAAGGGCAGCGAGAGCGGAACCUCCCUCAACGAGCUCUCCACCUCCUCCAGCUCGGAGACGCACUCGGAGGCCACCUCGCCCCAGGACACCCCGCUGGCGCAGGUGCUGAGCGUGGGCAGCUCCCCGGCCCCCUGCGGCGCCCUGUACUCUGUCUCGCGCCCGCCCAGCACGCUCACGCUCGGCCGCCCGCCCAAGAAGGGCUCGUCCGUGCAGUGGAUGGUGCUGCCCAAGGAGGACCUCCAGGACAAGAGGCGCAACAGCGAGCUCUUCCAGUCGAUGAGCAGCGGCGUCGGAGGCCCGAGGGAGGGCCGGGGCGGCCAGGGCCGCAGGAAGGGCACGGAGAGGCCCAACGGGGAGGAAGAGAUGAAGCAGUGCAUCGUGGACUUCAACAACAUCAAGAUCCCGCCGACGUUCCCCGAGCGCAAGAGGCAGUGGCAGUCGGAGCUGCUGCAGAAGUACGGCCUAUAGGAGGCGGCCACGGGACUAAAGGCAGAGAGGGACGACACAGAAAGAAAAUAAAUGAAAAGACAGGAGAGGAGGAGAAUGUAGACGUCUGUGUGUUCCUCUUGUCUUGUGUUCCACGGAUGACACUGGGACAUCUUCAUUCUUACUCGUGAUUUUUAACUAUCGUCCAGGCACAAGUGGACUUUCGGCACAAUCACCACUUUUUCAAGUUCCUCCGGUCGCAGAGCGUAAGUUUUAGAAAACACAAGCAGGUAGUUCCAUUUGAUUAAUUAAACACCACGGCUGACAGAAGUGAAGUGAGCACACUUUUUACAAUACUCUCGAGUGCAGACCCUUUCAAAGCAGAGAGCAGAGAGUUUUUUUUGCAAAGACAAGAAAUUGCCUGAGAGCAAGUAUCUUCUGAAGACCUUUCAGAGAACUCCAACCUUUGCCUCAAGGCCUACCCAGUGGCAUCAAAACAGAACCUCAACUCACAGCACAGCAGACCGCCAUGCCUCUGUUCCUCCAGAUGUUCAAUCUCAAACAGGCGUCACGCAUUCACAUGCUCCAAGACACACAGUGAGGGGUCUGCUGAGGGGUGAGAUGCAGACCCAGGGCACUGGUAGAGCAGGCGUAGAACAGCAGACCUCCAUCAUCUAAAGCACAAAGGGAUGGACUGUAUUUUCUAAAACUGGGAAUUAUUUUAAUAACCUAAGAGUGUUUUUGGCUGUCACAAAAAAAAGGUCACGCUCACAUUUCUGUGCCAGUAGCCAGACAAGCGUAACUGACCCAGGUGAGACUGUGGAGUGUGUGGAGAACUGAGCUGAAGCAGCUUUGUCAGCUGUGAGCACUCCUGAGUGUCCAGGCACCUCCCAGGAUGCACCUCUCAGGCUGCUCUGAGACCUGUGGACACUGCAAGCUAAUUAAGUGUUCCUGCGUCAGAUGAUGUGACUACUAGAUAUCAGGAGUAUAUUACAACUGCUCGUUUUUUUUUUUCUUCUGCUAAAGUAUUUGAUGACAUUGAGAUUAGGUCUAUUCAUUAAUGGUUAUAUGUGUUUGUCCUUGUUUGUAUAUCUGUUGAGGCAGACAUGUUUUGUUUUUAAAGUUAGAGGUGUUUUUCACGUUUUGCAGUGGUGCAGUUGAUAAAUUACUGAGAAUAGAAAGAAAUAUAUGAUCAUGACAUAAAUAUGAUAUUGUGUAAUACUCAAUUCAGAGAGAGAGUGAGACAGAGAGAGAAAGAGGGAAAGAGAGAGAGAGAGAGAGAGAGAGAGAGAGAGAGAGAGGGAAAGAGAGAGCCUUUUUUAUUCUGCUUGUCAUAUGGGUCUAAAACAUCCAAUGACUCUUAGCUUCUUACUCAGAUUGUGGCUUGUUUGAAGAAUAAUCACUGUUAACAGCAGCCAUAACUAUUUAGGCCAGUCCAUAUUUCAUUUUAAGCACACUUCAUUAAGCCAAUCAAGGCAGCACUGAUUUGCUGCUUAUCUGAGGCUGGUCAAUGUAGGGCUGCGAGAAGAGAAAGUGCCCCAAGGCUUUGAAACCCUGAUUUUAAGAGCUAAUCAAACCUUAAACCUAAUAGUGAAAUGCAUUUGAAAUCAUACUUUACAUUCGACAGAAUCAGCUUAUGUUAAUGUAACUGGAAACAAGACCUUUGUUGUUGUGCAAUAUUCUUGUAUUUCACAAAUCGUUUUAUGUGAUUUGUAAGCACACGUUGAAAUUAUAUGGCACACAAUUUUUUUUACAAGUAGUCAUUUAACUGAUGCCUUUUGUCCCAGAAACACAUCAUCCAAUGAAACACAUUUGCAUCCAGUCAGUAUGUUGUGCAUUGCAGUACUCAGACUGCCACUGGGUCUGAGCCAAAUCCAGCUCUGUGUGGUACAUCUCCCUGAUCAGCGCCAGUGUAGGGCCGGGUCUGUGUGGUACAUCUCCCAGGUCAGGGCCAGCGUAGGGCUGGGUCUGUACCCAGUUAAAGAGCCCUCUGAGAGAUACCUAAAUACCAGACAGGCCAUUAACCUGGGGUAGGUUUCCCAAAGCCUUCUUAAGUUAUUUGUAAGUUAUACCUAAAGCUGUAUCUCAAUGAUUCAAGGUGUUUCCCAGAGAAACUGCUUUCCGAUAAGCAAGGACAACAUGCGCUUUAGAGCCUAAACAUGUUGUGUUAGUGUUUGGACGUGUGCACUGACUGUGAUGUAACACCAAGAUAUGUGUUGCAUUACAUUUUGUGCUUCUUUAAAUAAAAAUAAAAUAAAAAAAGCAUUGGUGUAGCCGUUCAUUUUUAAUCCCUUGCGAAUACAAAUCUAUGUGAAACAUCUAUCCUACGCCAUAGUUAUUUGGGUACUUUUUUUAAUUUUAAUUUUAAUUUUCUUUUGGUAUUUCUUGUUCAUGUUCUUUCUAAAAAUAAUCACAUGCACUCCAAUCUGAGUGACGCCUAUCAUACUCAUCUCACGCCUUCUCAAACCUACGUAUGUGAAUGAGUGAGGCUAUUCAUACUUCCAUAAAUGAAUCCAUGUCCAUCAAAUACAAAAAUGUUCCCACACAACCAUCCACAGCGUCAUCAUGACCACCAUCUGAUAACACCCUGACCAAAUGCCCCACCACCCCACAGCAUCACGAGUUCCAGAAGCACACAUAGACAUCAUAUUGCCCAAUGCACAAGCCUAAUGGCCCCACAGUUCUACCUGCUGAAUGUGAGCGCCCCUCUUCUGGUGGCCGUAUGAAACCGAUGCGUAAGACAGAGUAAGACCUAUGACAUGAGCUUAUCCGUUGAUCGGUUGUCUGUUUGUGUUAGUUUGUUGUUGGUUUGCUCCUCUGUCCUGUAAUAAAAGUGUUGCGCAAA